This is a messenger RNA of Tauraco erythrolophus (red-crested turaco), 1077 nucleotides long. Lineage: Eukaryota; Metazoa; Chordata; Aves; Musophagiformes; Musophagidae. The record is from RefSeq and is a predicted model, not a curated record.
CACCCGGCCCCCAAGCCCGACUUGGCUGCCAUCCCAGCCCACGACCUGCAGGCUCAGGCCCUGGCCAAGCUGCGCCUGAAUUCACGCAAUUCCUUCCUCUUCGUGCCCCGCCGGGAGGGCGGCCCGGCUCUGCCCCCUGCCCAGAGCACCAGGCCGGGGCCGCCACCGUCCUCGGAGGAGAAGGCACCGAAGGAGCCCCCAAGGGCUUCCGCCCCGGCGCAGGAAGAGCUUGUCGCUUCCCCGCCGGUGCCUCUGGAUCCGUUGGUACCUGUGACUUACAUCGAUGACAUCGUGGAGCCGGACAGCGGGGAGCUUUCCACCAAAAAAACUGUGAGGACGGGGAGCUUGGCGGAGCAGCCUGGAGGAGCUGGCCCUGACCUGGAGAUGGAGUUCUCCUCCGUGCCCCUCUACAGACCACACUCUGCCCCCCAUCAGAGGGGAGGCAGCACCUUCACUGUUGUGCCCAAAAGGAAGCCCGUCGCCUCGGGGCUGCAGACUGAUGCCAGCGGAAGGCCCCAGCGAGAGGAAGAGGAGGAGGAGGAGAGCAAAGGAAAAGGCAAAGCUGUGGAGAACGCUGACGGGCCCCAAGCGGGGACAUCCCAUAAAAAGCGCUACCCCACCGUGAACGAGAUCGAAGUGAUCGGAGGGUACCUGUCCCUGGAGAGGUCCUGCAUGAGCAAGACGGGCUCCCGCCGCAAGAAGAUGAAGAUCUCUUUCAAUGAGACCAGUUUACAGACUAUGUUUGAGUACCCGUCAGAGAGCUCACUGGCAGAAGAAGAGGAGGAGGAAGAGGAAGGACAUGCUUCUGAAACAGAGGAUGACAAGUCUUGCACCUUUUACAUUCCACGCCCAAAUAGCACUUUGCAUCCCGAUACACCUAACUCGGAUUUAUCCAGCUACACCCCAAAGCACUCCGUGAAGUUCAGCGAGUGGCAGGAGCAGAAGUAUGAGGAGAUGCCUGCUGCAGAGGGACCCCCCACAAAGGAAGCUGAUUCCCAUGGGAGCCAAGUCAUGCUCACCCCAGCAGAGAAGGGCGGACUCUCCGAUUUCAGCAGCGAGCCCGCUCUGUAUUUUUGA